UUUUCAGAAAAAAUCUCAAAAACUCCUUUUUAUGGGGAAAAAUAUGUAUCUGAAAUCUUAAGGAUCCAUUACUACUUCCUGAGACAAAGCAGCUUCGUGUUAGGAAUCAAUACCGGCACCUUCCCUUUUGGAUUCAAGUGACACUGGUUUACAGGGAAGUCCGUGGUCCAAGGGUACAAUUUCACACUUGCCAUCUGUAAGGACUGCACCAAGCCCUCCUCCACCCAAGCUUUCUCAGCCCUGAGCACGCCACACAAGCUAAGAGAAUUAAGAUCUGAGAGUCUGAAUUGUUCAAACAAAACCAAUGGUGAAUGGGUAUUAGUUCCAACCAAAUUACGGAGAAGUGUGAAAUGAAAACAAGACCAGAGGCAACUUCUGGGAAGAUGCUUUAUUUUGGAUUGACUGACUACUUUGUGUUUUCAUGUUUGCCAAAGUCUUCAAGCUCUGGGCACCGGUCUUCCAGUUGCUAGUGUAAGAAAACAAAUGCUGACUCGUGUCAUUUGUCCCAGAUGCCACCGGAAAUGACAUCUUCCCCCCCCAGACACUGGUUCACAAAUGUAACAGCACCCAGCAGUGAAUUUUACUGCCUUGCUGCCCACACUGCUCUCCAACCUGACACUGUUCCGGAUCCACAGUCGAAAGGAGUCUGUCAAGAGAUCUAGAAGCAACUGAGAGGUAUAUGUCUUAACCACCAGCUGCCUUAACAAUUCUUUGCCAGGCGGUGGUCCUGCUCGUCGUGCUGGAGCUGCAGUGUGCUUGCCUUUCAGCUGCUGCCAGCACCGCCUCCCGGCCCCGUCCCGUCCCGCCCCUCGCUGUGUCCUGCAGCCCGGCCUGCGUGGGAACCGCCGGCUCCGGGACUCGAUCUGCGGCCGAGCGCGUGCAGCCGCGCCCAGGUUUAAGUCCUUUGGAAUCCUGUCCUGUGGGCACCUCCCAGCCAUUCUGUCCUUGCUCUCCUAGCAAUCCACAGACCCACACUGGGCCAGAGAAGGAGCCAGGCCUUGUGCCCUGGGCGCCAUGGCCCCCCUGCUGACCUCUAGAGAAGUUCAGCAGCUGCUGCACAACAAAUACGUGGUCAUCAUGGGGGACUCCGUUCAGAGGUCCGUGUACAAGGACCUGGUGCUCCUGCUGCAGAAGGACUGCCUGCUUACCCUCAGCCAGCUCAAGGGCAAGGGCGAGCUGAGCUUUGAGCAGGACGAGCUGUUGGAGGGAGGCCAGCUGUGCGCCAUGCACAGUGGCAUCAAUUACCAGGAGGUCCGCCAGUUCUGCUCCGGUCACCACCUGGUGCGCUUCUACUUCAUCACACGAGCGUAUUCCAAGUACCUCAAGACCAUCUUGAGAGACCUGCAGUUGGGUGAACAGCCCCCAGACUUGAUCGUCAUGAAUUCCUGCCUCUGGGACCUCUCCAGAUACGGCCCCAGGGCCUUGUCCAGCUACCUGAAGAACCUGGAGUACCUGUUUGGACACCUGCGCCAGGUGCUGCCCGAGUCUUGCCUCCUGGUGUGGAACACAACCAUGCCGGUGGCCGAUAAGAUCAAAGCCAGCUUCCUCCCGGCCAACUACAAGCCCUAUCUCAACAACCUGAAAGCCCAGGUGAUGGAAGCCAACUUCUAUAGCUCCACCGAGGCCUCAAAGCACAACUUCGAUGUGCUGGACUUGCAUUUCCACUUCCGCCUGGCCCAGCAGUACCGGCACACGGACGGGGUGCACUGGAAUGAGGUCGCGCACAGACACCUCUCGCAGCUGCUGCUGGCCCAUGUGGCGGAAGCCUGGGGUGUGGAUCUGCCCCCCAGUGGUCGGGUGGGCAAGUGGAUCAAGGAGGGCCCUGCUAGGAAAGGAGCUGGCCAGAGGGUGGAGACACGGGCUGGCAGGGGUGCCCUGGCCAGGUCUCGAUCCCGACCCUACCCCCAACCCGGUCCUCUUAUGCACAGAGCCCUGCUCCCUUUCCCGCCCCCAUCCCCGCCCCCACCCCCGCCCCCACCCCCUCCCUAUGGCCUACCUCCACCCCUACUCCCUCUCCCACCACCUCACUCUGUGCCCCUUCUUCAGUUGAGCCCGUUCCCCCGCUACCCCCCAGAUGUCCAUUUCUCCCCAGGCCAGCCUGGCCAGCCUGGUGAAGCCCCCAUAGAUUUCCACUCAGAUGUCCCCUUAGGCCCCCAGUCUGGAUUUACCAUUGGUGCUGAGUUUAUGUUGGACCCGCAACCACCUUCACUCCCCUACCCCCCACCCUGUUCCCAGCAGUGGGGCCCUGUGGUUCAUAGAGGAUAUCCCCGGCUUCGGCCUCCUGCUCCUUAUAGGUCUGGCAGGCUGCUGCCCAGGCCUUUCAAAAGAAGACCCCGUGUCCACCCAGAGCCGAGACCUCAGUAGACUGCUACCUCGGGCCUUUGUCUUCUGAACGUUGACUUAGGUCCCCUCGUGGGCUUCUCUGUCCAUUCCCGUUGCCGGUUUGAUGCAUUCCUAUGGGCUCUGUUCCUUUGACCCACAGUUCAGUAGCCAAGCAUUCCAGCCCACCCACUCCGUACUUUUGUAAACAAGAUUGGAAUAAAGACAUUAUUUCUCAGAGG
Erinaceus europaeus (western European hedgehog) is the source of this 2561-nucleotide messenger RNA. RefSeq names its product PC-esterase domain containing 1B (gene PCED1B). NCBI's taxonomy places the organism in Eukaryota, Metazoa, Chordata, Mammalia, Eulipotyphla, Erinaceidae. The coding region runs from base 1015 to 2364 and encodes 449 amino acids. The record is from RefSeq and is a predicted model, not a curated record. The transcript has 4 exons.